Messenger RNA from Notolabrus celidotus (New Zealand spotty), 1724 nucleotides. RefSeq names its product RUN domain-containing protein 3A-like. NCBI's taxonomy places the organism in Eukaryota, Metazoa, Chordata, Actinopteri, Labriformes, Labridae. Gene Ontology annotation, cellular component: cytosol. The record is from RefSeq and is a predicted model, not a curated record.
GAGAGAGAGCGCCGGUGUGUGUCACAUCCACCUCCUCCCUCCGGCAUCCUGAAGAAGUGAAUGAGGAGGGCCGUUGCUGGCCGACAGGGAGGGGUCCUUUGAUAUCAGGGCUGCCUCCUCCUCCUGGAUGGAGCCCGGCGGUGUGCAGGAAGCGAUGGCCAUGGGAGAUGUCUCGAAAAAAGCGUCGACUCGGAACGUGGCGGUGGAGCGAAAGAACCUCAUCACCGUGUGCAGGUUUUCUGUUAAGACGCUAUUAGAGAAGUACACAGCUGAGCCCAUAGAUGAUUCAACAGAGGAGUUUAUCAAUUUUGCAGCCAUCCUGGAGCACAUCCAGCAUCGCUUUAAAGGCUCAGGGAGCUGGUUUGAUGGUCAGAGGAGUUUCUGGGACUACAUCCGUCUGGCCUGUGCUAAGGUCCCCAACAGCUGCAUCAGCAGCAUUGAGAGCAUGGAGAAUAUCAGCACAUCACGAGCCAAGGGGCGAGCCUGGAUGAGAGUGGCCCUGAUGGAGAAGAGGCUGUCUGAAUACAUUGCCACUGCUCUGAGAGACAGCAGAACAACCAGGAGGUUCUAUGCAGAAGGAGCCAUCGUACUAAGAGAGGAGGCCACAGUCCUAACAGGGAUGCUCAUAGGUCUUGGAGCCAUAGACUUCAGUUUCUGUCUGAAGGGAGAAGCCUUGGAUGGGAAAUCAUCUGCUGUGAUUGACUACACGCCGUACUUGAAGUUCACACAAAGCUAUGAUUAUCUGAGCGAUGAUGACGAUAGGCAUAGUGUUGACAGCAGCACGAGUGAUGACAGUGUCCCUGAGCAUCCCUACGUCCCUCUGGUCACUGAUGAGGAGAGCUGGAGUACCAAGUGUCGCAAGAUGGAGCAGAGGUUCAAGAUCGUCAAUGCUCAGAAGGGUUAUCUUGAGGAGCUUGUGCGCCUGCGUGAGUCCCAGCUGAAGAACACUGAAUCUGAGAACAAGAAGCUAAAGGCCCGACUUGAGGAGCUACAGGAUCACAGCCUGCAGGAGAAGAAGGACCUGGAGGCCAUAGUGCUGGAGCUUCAGGAACAACUGACCAGCCUGAUUCCAUGUGACUCCAACCACCUGGCCAAAAACCUUUCAAUCCCUUUGGUCAACCAGUGGCCGAUGCUGCAGCCUUACAAUAGCCAAGACGACAUCAAGCUGUUCCGAAGGAGAAGUUUCCCCAGCACAGAGCUGCUGUCGGUGGAGAUCAGCUUGGAUUCAGACUCCCAGAGGAUUGAUGGGAAACAGAACGGAGGAGCCUGGUGCACAGAAAAGGACUACACCCCCUCCAUGAUGGGCCUCUGUGGGUCCUUGGCUUCCCUCCCCAGCUGCAAGUCUCUCGCUAGCCUCAAGUCCAGCGAGUGUUUGGUUAACAUCAGCACAGAGAACAGUCCUGCCCUGUCACCCAGCUAGGGGGCGCCAAAGAAACACUGCCAACCCCCAGAGACAAUUCAACAUGAACACAGAACAAACUACUUUUGGUAGGCGCUCUGUUAAGGCCCUUUCGUGAUUCCCUUUAUGCUCUGAGUCCUGCUCUCUCAACUUACACCUUUUAAGAGUUUGUGAAGAGGGAUCUCCAUGUCUUGGACUGUUCAGCAAAGAUGCAGGAAAAGCUGCUGUACUGCCUGUUGGCCUCCUUCUGUUUCAAAGUCUUUCACUGUCUUUACAUUAUUAAGCCUCCUGAAAUACAAAAAACUGGUUCAAGUUUGACCUCCCA